Messenger RNA from Siniperca chuatsi (mandarin fish), 4979 nucleotides. RefSeq names its product immunoglobulin superfamily member 21-like. Gene Ontology annotation, cellular component: adherens junction. The transcript is spliced from 10 exons. The coding region runs from base 1996 to 3234 and encodes 412 amino acids. Gene Ontology annotation, biological process: heterophilic cell-cell adhesion; homophilic cell-cell adhesion. The record is from RefSeq and is a predicted model, not a curated record. Lineage: Eukaryota; Metazoa; Chordata; Actinopteri; Centrarchiformes; Sinipercidae.
ACACACACACACCGAGACUACAUCAGGCUUUGUUUCAGUCCUUCACACAUGAAAGCACAUGUGAAAUUCAUCUUUUCACAUGUGAAAUAUUAGAAGUCUUUAUGUGAAAUAAUGUUUCAUUUGCCGACAUAUGAAACGGAUGUUUUCACAUGUGAAAUAUCUGAAAACGACACUGCGACUGUGAAAUGUCCAAAAGACACUGAUGCCUUUAUGUGAAUUCAUCGAUUCUGUAUGCAAAGACUAACAUUUCAUAAGGGAGGAAUCUGAAAAUCCCAUUUAUCACAUUUGAAACCCAUUUGAUAUAACGUGCGAUAUUACAGUUUAAGUUGUGUUUUCACAAUGUGAACAUACAGAAUCUAACAAUGUGCCAAUCAAAUGUGCAUUUAUCACAAAAACACAUAAAGUCAAACGCGUCUAUAUGAAAGUGCAACACGUCCAAAAAGCACGGGCCCACGUGUGAAAUGUUUGUUCCCAGAUCACAUGUACCUGUACGAACACGUGCAGUGGCGUUCUUCACGUAACGAACGCGGCGUGUGUUUAUUACGUCAUGUGCCGCUGAAGACUCUUGCAUUAAUAAUCCCACCGGCCGCAGCACAGCAACACAUAACUCUCAGCCCGCUGUAAAGACGGCGGCCCCCGGGGAUUAGCGUAUGAAGCAGAAUCUAACAGUGUCCUAAAGCACCGCAGCAGCAGCUGUACGUUCCUGCUAAACUGAAUCCUCUCUGAGGGAUCGAGUCCAUAUUAAAUAUUCAAGUGUCAGGAAAGAAAUCUGGAGCACUGUACCAAAAACUGCACUGCUGCUGUAAACACAGCAAGCUACGCUUUUAUUUGCUGAAAGUUUUGAUUGUGUCAUUAUUGUACGACUACGCAGAUAAAAGAACACAUCGGAGUGAACUUGUAAAGCCCAGUUUCUCCCUUUUUGUUUGCUCCUAAGUAUCUUUACGGUUGUCAGAGUCUUUUUAUUCCCCCCUGACUGGAUCAUUUAUAUUCGGUAUGAUGUUGCAGCUCUUCCUUGGAGCUAUAUGACUUUACACUGAAUUAAAUAUUCAAAGUUUUAUGGCUGCACUACUCCAUCAAAUGGAAAUAUUCUAAAUGUCUCGAGAAUCGUUUUUUAUACACAUUUCACCAAAAUUCAGUUUAAAAGAGCAAAGUUUGGCUUAGUAACGAGCGCCCCCCCGCUGGAUCAGUCUUUCAGCAGACGCGUCCUGUUCAGCCUUCUGGAUGCUCCCUCGUCGUGCAGCGGCUCUCUUUGUAACGUUUGUCCUCCUCACUGUCCACAGCUUCACGCGUUAUGCUUUCCUCUCGCCUUGAGCUGCGUCUCUGUGUUACACAGUCAGCGUGAAAAUGCAGCAGUCCUUCAUGAUGAGACUGUGCUGAGCCCUUCAUCAGUUUAACAUCCUGUCACAUGACCUGAGCCUGGUUCCAGGUUCUUCCUUGUGUUUCCGCUGUAUUUCACUAACUGGACUAACAGUGAACAGGCAGCAGCAGGACUACACUGUGUGUUACACUACGGUAAAGAAGUGAUGGAGCUGGCAGUGGGACAGACAACACUGGAAGAAAUGUUGCUGAUAUUGUCGUUUCUUCCACCUUCAUGUUGGCUGCAGGUGACUGCUGGCACCGGCCAGCCAGAGGCCCAAAUCAACCUCCAGCGAGUCCAAACACACACGUAGUUUUUCACUUCAGUUUGUGAUCCUCUAUUUUUGGAUUCGAACUUGGAUUUAGUGUCUGCUCCAGAGCAGAGCCCAAAUCUAGCUCCAUGAACUCAGAACAACCCGUGACAAUGACUCGCUGCGUUUGGUUCAGCUUCUGCAGGGUGAGAGGGGUUAUUUAACCGUUUCCAUCGAGCCUCUUCCUCCCGCUGUCAUUGGAGACACAGUCACACUCAAGUGCAACUUCCAAACAGACGGAAACCUCCGGGAGAUUGUGUGGUUUCGGGUGAGCACACAGGUGAUUGAAGGAGGCAGUGCCAAGCAGAAGAUUUUCACCUAUGAUGCCAUGUUCAACACCAGCUACUCCCACAUGGAGGACAACCGCAGAUGGGAGGACCUGGUCUACCAGUCAACUGUGCGGCUUCCUGAGGUCCAGAUGGAGGACGACGGUCUCUACGAGUGCCAUGUGGGGAUCUAUGACAGGAGCUCCAGAGACAAAGUGAUUCUAGCCUCCGGCAGCAUCAUCCUCUCUGUCAUUGUACCUCCCAAGUCUAUCUCUGUGGUAGCAGCCAACAGCCCGGCUCCUUUCAGCCGCUACGAGGCCCAGAACUUCACUCUGGUUUGCAUUGUUACAGGAGCAAAGCCAGCUCCCAUGGUGUACUUCAAGCGGGAUGGUGAGCUUAUUGAUGUGGUGCCAAGUGCCCAGUCUUCCCCCUCAGAGGGAGACCAAAGCAAGGGCCCAGGUAAAAAAAAAAGCGGGGCCAGGAGCCAGGCGGGGCUCUGGAGCUCCCAGGUUCUCACCAGUCGAGACCUCGACGACACCAAACUCCAGAAGUCCCUGUCCCUGCUGGAACAAGACGGGAAGCUGGCUCGGCUGGGCCAAGACGGCCCCGAACAGGGCCAAGAGCAAGUGUCCGAGUCGGACCCCGAGCCAACCACCGAGGUGAUCCCCGAGACGGUGGUGAGCCGCGAGUUUCCCCGGUGGGUCCAGAGCAGCGACCCGCUCUACUACUUCCAGCACCAGCAGCAGGCGGCAGGUGAUGGCACCAUGGAGGUGAGAGCCAUGCUGACCUGGAGCCUCAACCCCCAGCUGGACAACGAGGCCCUGUUCAGCUGUGAGGUCAACCACCCAGCUCUGUCCAUGCCCAUGCAGGCCGAGGUCACACUGACUGCUCCCAGAGGACCCAAGCUGUCCAUGAGUCCCGGUAAGGCCAAGGUGGGAGACACGGUGCGGAUCACUGUCCAGGGCUUCCAGCUGGGACCUUCUGCAAGCGAGGUCUUCCCUGAGCCCAUUUACACCUGGACCAGGGUCGGAGGGCGUCUGCUGGACGGCAGCGAGGAGCACAAUGGUCGGGAACUCAUCCUGGAGAGAGUUCCUGCUGAACUCAACGGGUCCAUGUUCCGCUGCACGGCCCAGAAUCCUCUGGGCUCCACGGACACACACACCCGCCUCAUCGUGUUUGACAACCCAAGACUGAAGAAAGAAAAGGAACAUUUUAUUGCCAUCGACGCAGCGGUCAGUCAGCGCUGCCUCACAUUAACCUCCAUGUUGCUGCUGCUGAGCUUCACCUGCGAGCUGACGUGACCCGAGGCUCUGCUGCUCCUCCACACACCACCACCCACGUCUACCUGAGGCACCUGCUCUUUAAUGACCCCCCGGCAGUAGCUAAACCUCCACCCAGCCGCAACACUAAAGGUGCAGCAGGACAGAUACUGAUGCAGCAUCAGGUCCAGAUGCUACAGCACGCCGUCACUCUGUGAGCUGCUGAGGGGUUCCUCUGCUCGGACUGAUUAUGAGUACGUUAGAGGCUCUAACUGCAUCAUACUGAGGCUCACCUGUCUGCAGGGUCCACACCAGAUCCCAGGGAAUAACGGCACUGGAGAAUGGUAGUCCCGAUAGGCCGGUCUGCACAGCCAGCUCGCCCGCAGACACCCGGCCAGAUAAGACUUCAUCUCCUUAUGGGACACUGCAAGAAGCAAAGUUACAAAAAGGGGCCGUUAUUCUGUGGGAUCUGGUGACUUCUCCGAAAUCAACACCUUAAAGCUGCUCACCUGUAGCUCCAGGCUGACUGAGCUGGUUUCUUUGGGUCCCGUCUUUGCUCCCCUCCCACAGGGUCUCCGCAGACCACAUCACAAACUAUUAUUCCUGAAAAUGCUUCUUUCACCCUCUGUUGUUGACGUUACCGGCAGUGUUUCCUUGUUUAAAUGAUGGAGCUCUCCUUCAUCUUCACCUGUUUGUUCGAGUGUAUAAUUCUUAGUAAAACAUUUGUUUCCGAACUGAACUGAGAGUCAAGGGGCCAAGGGCCCGGCUGGGGCCUCACGUCUGCACAGUAACACCUGAACAUUUCACUCUUUGUGUGUUUUUAUUUCACUCACAGCUGAAGAUCCUGUUAGCGUCUCAUUCUGAGCCAAAAUGAAUUCAUUGUAAAAGUAGUAAUCUAAUGUUCUCUCACACUCACGCGUCGGGACCGUACCCUCUUCCCAUUGGCUGGCAGAGCUGGAGGUCACCACAGGUGAGAGGUCGGCAGUUGGACUCUCUUGCUGUACUCAGGCACAGCAGUGCUAUGAGCUAAAUGCUAACAUCAGCAUGCUAACAUGUGAAAAUGCUAAUAUGCUGAUGUUCACCAUCUUAAUUUAGUCCCGCGUGUUAGCAUGUUUGCUAAUUAACCCAAAGCACAGAGCGCAGCUGAGGCUGAUGGGAGCGUCAGCAGCUCUGCAGGUCAGAAACCAAAGUGUCGGACACGUUAACAUGUCGACCUGAUGGUGGCGCUAGACGAAGGCUGCCCCACCAGUCGAUCAGCGCGAUCUUGCGUUAUCAUGGAGCGAUUAUUGCAGGUUGAUUGCAAAAUUAUUGGAAAAAGUCACGUAUCUAUUAUCACUGACAGCUAGCGGUCACGGCUGGGGAAAUGAGUACUAGACUCAUAGUACUGCACUAGAUGAGUUUCCGUGUUCGGCGUGAUGACGUUUAAUGUCCUGACAACCUUGCUGACGGUAAUAUACGUCAAACCUCUGGCAUUGGAAUAUUUCACAAAUUCAUUACUUGCUAUCACUGAUAAACAUGCACCUUUUAAAAAGCUCAGGGUUAAAGAGAGAUCAAGCCCCUGGUCCUCCACAGAAGCAGCAGUGUUCAAGGCAAGGGACAAAGCCCGGGCUCUAGCGCGGCGGACUGGCGAAGCAGCCCAUUGGCUGACUUUUAGGCAACUCCGAAAUAAAUGCACAUCCUCCCUGAGAAAGGCCGAAGCAAAUUAUCACAGAAUUAAUCUCUGAUUCUUUUACAAACCCGUCAAAAUGUUGGAAAGAAGUAAAUAAAAAUAAAACAAAUCCUCAAUA